Messenger RNA from Prorocentrum cordatum, 423 nucleotides. The record is from the annotation of a GenBank genome assembly. NCBI's taxonomy places the organism in Eukaryota, Dinophyceae, Prorocentrales, Prorocentraceae.
GUGUGCUGCUGUGGCAAAAUCAUGUCGCAGUGCGAGUGCAUGUGCCGCGCGGAGUGCGGCAGCGCGUUCUUUGCGUGCGAGCCGUGCACCCCAAUGGACUUGAAGCUCUGCGAACCGUGUCGGUGCCUGGGCCUUGCCCCUGCGCAACGCGGAAGCGGCGGUUGCGGCGGCGAAGACGAACGCGACUCUGAGUGCGACCGCGACGACAGCGACGACUAUGACGACGGGUGCGGCACCGCGGUUAAAGGAGAAGGGCGCAGCAGCAGCGGCAGCCUUGCCCGCGACGUGGUAGAAGACGGCAUGCACGCAGACAUCGCUGACCACGAGGCCAUCGUAGACUCAGGUCGCUCAAAGGGCAUGGUCAGCAAGAAACGGUUAGAAAACUUCAAAACCUUGCUUCGGCAGGAGUACCCCGAGCUGUAC